Molecule: messenger RNA, 1398 nt
Organism: Phasianus colchicus (ring-necked pheasant)
Lineage: Eukaryota; Metazoa; Chordata; Aves; Galliformes; Phasianidae
Product: guanine nucleotide-binding protein G(I)/G(S)/G(O) subunit gamma-4
Biological process (GO): G protein-coupled receptor signaling pathway
Cellular component (GO): heterotrimeric G-protein complex
Molecular function (GO): G-protein beta-subunit binding
Source: RefSeq, a predicted model, not a curated record
UUCUAGAUGUACUGACACUGUAGUGAGAUAAAACUGCUGACAAGUGCCCUCUGUGCUAAUGAGAUGUGGCAGAGUUACUGUGUGCUAGCUCUGGGUGGGGUCAGAAAGCCACUGUUUUUACACCUGCAUUCCGCAAUGGGCUGUGCUGUGUGUUUCACAACUUGGGCGGGUCGCUACUGAAAGAGGAUCAAGAGCUGUGGCUGCUUGGUCUGAUUGCACUCUCGCACUUUGCUGGGCUACCCAGCGGAGAGCCAGGCAAAAACAAGCUUGCCCGCUUUUCCUCAGGCAAUUCUAAAAUUCUCGGUUUCUAACACAACCGAAUAGCGUCUGCAGCAAACAUAUUGCGUGCAUCAGUGACAAGUCUGGUUAUUUGAACCGCCUAGUAAUUGCUUUGUUUCAGAGCAUGUAAAUCCUUGAUAUGGUAAACAGAACCUUCUGUAGGCUGAUGGUGAUGCUAUUGCGUGUGAAAGGAGCAGCUCUUCCAUAAGCCACCCAAUCUUCUGGGACCCCAGUGAAGGGAAAACAAAAUGAAGGAACUAACGUCAAACAGUACAACCAAUAUAUCUCAAGCUAGGAAAGCUGUGGAGCAAUUAAAAAUGGAAGCAUACAUGGAUAGGAUGAAGGUAUCCAAGGCUGCAGCAGACUUACUGGCAUACUGUGAUGCUCAUAUUGGAGAAGAUCCCCUUAUUAUUCCAGUGCCUGCAUCUGAAAAUCCCUUCAGGGAGAAGAAACUCUUUUGCACUAUCCUUUGAGUUGGUUUUCAACUAAAAAUAUCGUAUAUUAAAAUUUGGUAUCAGUGAUGCAUGUUUUUGGAUUUAGCAUAUUUUCCUCAGAUAUCAAUAUUUAACCUAGAAUGACAAUGUUUUUAGAAGGUAGUGCAUUUCCUGUUAAUAAAUAAAUAAAAUAAAAAUAAAAAUCCUAAAAAAAAUCAAGGUAAUCCUUAUUUUUCAGACCAGUGCAUAAAUUCCAUUUCAGUAUUCAUAAAGAUUCCGUGGUUCUUAAUGAAAGUAUCUAGUACAGUAUCGAGUUGUAGAUAUCUUUGCCAGUCAUAGAUUUUUCUGAGACCUAAAUGAGUCAUACCGACUCUGAAGCUAUUUUUAACACUCUUGUUUUCUUCAGCAGGUGAAUUUAAUUCAUUUGCCUUUACAAAUUUUUAUCUAAAAAGAGUAGUGUGACCUUUCCACAAGAGGCACUAUUAAGGAAAAAAUGCCAGUGAUCUAUGAUGUUUGGAAUGGUCAGUCUUAUACAGUAAGUGAUGUUUAUAAAUAUGUUUUGUGAAGGCUGUAAUAAACUUGACUACAAAAACAAUCUCAGUAAGGAAGUACUGUAACUACUAGGUAAAAUGAAGAUGUAUAGUUAUAUACUAUGGCUGCAUCAAUAAAACUUUGGGGAAACGUG